Ictalurus furcatus (blue catfish) is the source of this 7981-nucleotide messenger RNA. RefSeq names its product coiled-coil domain containing 141 (gene ccdc141). Gene Ontology annotation, molecular function: guanyl-nucleotide exchange factor activity. Gene Ontology annotation, cellular component: plasma membrane; cytoplasm. The transcript has 25 exons. Bases 83 to 5032 code for a protein of 1649 amino acids. NCBI's taxonomy places the organism in Eukaryota, Metazoa, Chordata, Actinopteri, Siluriformes, Ictaluridae. Gene Ontology annotation, biological process: axon guidance. The record is from RefSeq and is a predicted model, not a curated record.
GAGACUGAGAAAAGGGCAGAGUUGUGGAUUACGGUGAGUUGACCCUCCUGGUUGCUGUUCCUGUGGACAAGGGAGGAGGAAAAUGUCCAGCGAAGGUGACCCAGGAGGACAAGCGUCCACCACGGCGCUGAGUACAGUGGCAGUUCAGGCAGGAGACACACAGAUUAUCGUUGCUGUACUAAAGUGUGGAGAGCUGGUUCAGCUGCAGCUGACUGAAGCCCAUCCGGACCUCCUGGAGAUCGGAAACAAUCAGGACGAAACCAAGAAACUUCUGGAAGAGCAUGAUCAACUUCUGGUCAAACUGAAGAGAAAUGAAGGAGGCGUGCGGGUGCUGCUGGAGGAGGCGGAUAAGACGGCGGAGGAGAAGGAGGGCGAGGAGGACGUGUACAAGGCCAUGGCUCUGUCUCUCAGCGAGGCCUGGAAAAUGUUAGUGAGCCACCUGGAGAAACGCCGCUCACUCCUACAGCUGGCCUGCCACUUCUACGACCACGCCCUGGAGUUCGCCAUUCAGAUUGAUGAAGCGGAGGAGCUGCAGUGUGCUGGGCGCGAGCUGAACACUGACACGUGUUUAACUGAGCUGAAGCACAAAUACAGCAGGGUGAAGAGAGGGCUGCUGCAGAAGUCCAUGCUGGCGCUGAAUAAAAGUUACGAGUUGUUGGAUUUCCUGAAGCGCUUCGAGGCUGAGGAGGCUCUACGAUAUGGAGGCGGGGCACGCGGUGCUCGUAACAGCUACAGGAAAGUGGACGGACUGAUGGAGCUCCUGCAAGACCGACGCAGGGCAGUCGACCAGUGUAUGGCUCGACAAAUCCACCAUCAGGACGUGAAGAACACGAUCUCUGAGUGGGAGAAACAGGAACAGGAAGUAACGCGCUGGUUUAAGGAAAAUGCCGACCCGUUCUUGGAGAGGAAUCAGAUGGGCUCAUCCCUGUCUGAAAGUGAGGAGUUACUGCAGGAGCAUAAAGAAUUUGAACUCAAAGCCAAGCAAUGGACCCCUGUGGUUGAGCGACUUCUCCAGCAGGCAUCUGAGCUCCUUUCCUUAAGCGAUCAUGCAAAGCUUGACUCCAUCUCAGAGAAAAGUCAGAAUCUGCGCACCACAAACGAGCAGUUCUGGGAUCUGAUGAUGUGUCGACUGGGACAGCUGCACGAGAGCAACAGCUUCUUCAACAGCGCUAAUAAAGCAUUUGAAAUCUUGGGAACCAUUGAGAGCACCAUUAAGGGUUUGAGGACUCGGACUGUGCAGUUGACCGAGCUGGCUAAGAAGCACGAAGAGCUGCAUCGUAGUAUUAAAGAUGCGGCUGCUGAACCUCUUCAACGAGGACAGCUCAUACUUCAGAAGCUCAGUCCACAGAGUGCCCAAGUUGGAGGUGUACAAAGGAUGCUGGGAUACAUCAGAGAGCGGGUGGAUGGGCUGAGCAAGCAGUGUCAGGCCUAUAGGGAACUUGCUGGGAAGAAACAGCAGCUGCUGAGCUCCUUUGAUGAUCUGGAGGAAAAGAUUUCCAGCUGGAUUAAGAGCAGUAAUGGUGUCUUAUCCAGUAGUACAGAGCCUGGUUUCUCACUCUCUGAGGCUGAGGAAGUGCUCAACAAACACCUGGAGUUAUCCACACAUACACAGCGUGUCAUGGGAGAGUCAGAUGCCUCUGAUGGAAUGAUUAAGGGACUGAGGAAGCUGGAGGCCGCUGAGGCAGUGGAGCUCUCCAAUCGGGCCUCUGUUCUGAGAGAGCAGCUAAAGACACUGCAGAGGAACAUCUCCAUACGCCUGGAGAGCCUCAGGAGCUACGUUAGCUUUUUAUGUUCUGCCAAGGAGGUUGAAGAUCUGGUUAAGACAUUGUUGGAUUGCUAUAAGAAAAGGCCAGAGGCAGAGGAGGAAAAUGAGGAAACAGUCGCUUCCAUGAAAGAGGACAUGGACGCAAGAUGGCAGAAGUUCUUACAGAAGUUCCUUUCCAUGCAGGAUCAGGGCAACAACUUUAUCAAGUCCUCUACCAUGAUGAGUGAGACUCUGAGUCUGAACGUCAAAGCAGCAGCUAAUGUUGUGGAAAAGACCACAGACAACCUGAGCAGGAAGAAAGCCGAGCUCACUGACCUGUGGACGUCAUGGCAGCUCCAUUACAGUCAACUGAAGUCUGUGAAGAAGCAGUGGAAACAAUUCAAGGAUCAUCUUAAAAAGGUUGUGAAUGAACUGAAGUCUCUGGAGGGAAUUCUGGCUCCAGCAUCCAAACUUGACCUGGGCAGUGAUCUUCAGAGUGUGUCUAAGCUGCAAGAGAGCUUCAGCUCCACCAAGCCACAGUUUAUGCAACUGAACGCAGAAGUAGAAUUCCUGGUUAAGACGUCGGAAUUGCUGUCGCUGAAAGGAAUCCCGAUGAAGGAGAAAAACGAGAGGGUCAGCGAGCUUCUCCUGGUGCACCAGCGUGUGAGGGAUAAAAUCCGCGAGUACGAGACCGUUCUCAGCAUGGCCGUCAAAUUCCAUCGAGUUUAUCAAGAGCUGGACAACCUGUUAAAUGCUGAGCCGUUGAAAGGAUCGAGCGAUCCGACUCAGGCUAGGAUCCAGCUAAGCCAGCACCAGGAGCGACAGAACCACGUCCGGCACCUUUACAAGCUGGCCAUCUCGCUGGCAUCUGAUAUCACCAGCACUGUCCAGCAACCGCAAACAGUGUUCUCAGUUCAGGAGAAGAUGGAGCACCUGUGUCAGGGCAGUGUGAUCUGGGCUGCUCAGGCCAGCCAGUGUGAGGAGAACCUGAUGAGCAACAUGCACUACUGUGUGUUUAAAGAGGAGAUCAGUGAGCUCAGAGAGUCCUUUAAAGACAUCAAGAAGAAAUUCAACAAUUUGAAAUUCAACUACAUGAAGAAAAAUGAGAAGCUGAGAAACAUGAAGGCUGUAAAAAAUCAGAUCCAACAAAUUGACAUAUACUUAGAAAAGCUGCAGAUUUUGAAGAUGAAGCUGCAGGCCUUUACGGUAUCAAGCAGCAGUGAGAAGCAUCUAAUUGGCAGCAGUCCCAGAGAGCUGGAGGAUUCCAUCAAUGAGCUACAGAGACAGGUGGGAGAUUUUGACAGGACAGUUGAGGACUACAAGCAGAACUUGGAACUCAGCAUGAAGCUACAGCAAGCCAUGGAAGAGUAUGAGUUUUGGUGUGAGGAAGCGAGCUCCACCAUUGUGAGAGUGGGCAAAUACUCAUCCGAGUGCAAAACAAAGGAAGCCAUCAGCUCUCUGCAUAAGCAGUUUGAGAAGUUUGUCCUUCCCACAAUCCCACAGCAGGAGGAGAGAAUCAGGCAGGUCACAGAGCUGGCAGUGCGUCUUUAUGGUGCUGAGGAAGGGACGCGGUACAUGGAGAAAACUGUUAACAAGCACAAUGAAAUAGUGGAAUCAAUAAAGGAGUUGUUAAGUGGACUCGUAGACCUGGAAGCUAAAUUACAGGCUAAGUCUUUGAAUGCUCAAUUUGCUGAAGAAAACAAGACUCAUGACACCAUAGAAACUCCGGAGGCGAAGGAGACAGGCCACACUCCUGAGAUAAUGGGACAGGGUGGCACCAAAGACGACCUGGUCACCAAGAAAUCAGAAAGAAUGAAGCCACAGAUGUGCAAAUUACAAAGCCAAGACACACUGCUCUCAGAGACAAGCUGCUACACGCAGAAGGCUUAUUCAAAGAGCACUGUGCAGACCAUCACCAGCAAGUCCACAGUGGAGAGGAAGGAGCAAACACACACCUCCUUCUCGCACACACACACGUUCAACGUGUCCAGUUCUCCUGUGGAGAGAGACAGGAGCAUCAGCGCACUCCAGCAGAACAAAAGGUCGUCUCAGGAUACUCCUCCACCUGCUCAGGGGGAGUGCCACACCGCAUCCCACUGCUCAGAAUUUCAGAAGGCGGAGAAACAGACAGCAGGCCUCCAAGGCCACCAUGAGAAAUUCCAGGGUGUUAGCGGCUCACACACUGCUGCACACACACUACACGCAGACGUAAAGAGUGAAGUGCUGCUUCCAGGAGAAGAGGAUCUUUUCUCCAGGUGUGCACCAGACUCUGGUUUACCUCCAGAUGGAGAUUUCCAUCCUGACCACCUGAGUGAAGAGUCACUAUCUAACGAUGAGUAUGAGUGCACCUCACCGGAUGACAUCUCUCUCCCUCCUCUAUCUGAAACCCCCGAGUCGAACAUGGUCCAGUCCGAGAACGACCUAGAUGAUGGCUACUGUGUGAGCUCCCACAGCCUCCACAGGAGCCAGUACAGCCAGCAGUGUCACUCCAGACACGGCGAUCCACUCCAUUUCCGGACCGAGGAAAGCUUCCCGUCCCCUACGACGGGCCCGACUAGCCGAUUCAAAGCAGAAUCUUCCUCAUUUGUUCAUAGCCCGCUUAAUGUUCCCACCCCCCCGUUGGUCUCUAGCACCAUCUCCAGCAUCUUAAAGAGCAGCAAUCCGAAAGGCCUUGCCGAGUGCCAGCAAACCGUUUACUCCAUGCAUGAGAGCCGGAUCGAGAUGCAGGAGUGUGUGCAUGAACCUGCCUCGACCCGACACUCUUCUGAUGCUCGGGCUGGUAACACGCAUGCUUCCCUUAAACCAUUAACCUCAGAAAAGGAGCCAGAGCUGUGCAGGCCCACGGCCAUCCGUGAGGAAAUAAAGCGCUCGAGCAGUGCCAGGGCCAUGGGGCACCUAGCAGCAGGGCAAAGCCCUAACUUCUCCAAACACUUGUGUAAUACCGUAGUAAUGGAGGGCUCUCCGGUGACCUUGGAAGUGGAAGUCACUGGAUUCCCUGAACCUGCUUUAACUUGGUUCAAGAACGGACAGGAACUGCGCAGUGACGAGCGCAUGUCACUGUCCCAUAAAGAAGGCAAGCAUGUGUUGUUCAUUGAGAGAGCGGCAGAAAGAGACUCGGGCCAGUAUUUGGUUCGCGCCUCAAGCUCAGGCGGCACAGUUUCCUCCAGCUCCAUGCUGCAGGUCAAAGGUAAUAGCUGCUCAGACUUUGAUACCCUCAAACUGGACUGGCAAACCUGCUUCGGCACCCUGUGUGUACUCCUGUGGCUCCUUUACUUGCUGGUGUUAUAACACAGACACAGACCCUGAAAACAUCACUCCCACUGCCUUCUGCUCAUCACCUGCACUUGGUUUAUGAUUUCAGUUUUUUUUUUUUUUUGCACAAAACUGACCUCUAGAGGUAUAUAUUCAGCAGCAUGAAGGUUUUUUUUUUCUGUCACUUUAAAAGUCACUUGCUCACGGUCACUGGUAAUUAAUCUGACACUUACUUAAACGUUUAAUUAUUUAUUUCUUUAGUAUUCCUAUAUUAUAUUUGUUAAUAUUCUGUCAAUUCUAAUGAGUAUCAAUAUAUUUUCUUUCCCUAAGGAUAAGGGGCUUCAAAGAGAUCAUAUUAUAUUAUAUAUGCACAUAUUAUAUAUUAUAUGCCAUAUAUAUGAUGUUUUUUUUUUUUUUUUUUUUAGAAUAUGUUCUUUGUUUUGUUGCUCCCAGACUAUUUUAUUUAUGUGAUCACCUUCUUGUUCUUUGGGGGGAAGGUAAACUUUUUUUAAAUUAAUGUUCUUCUGCCUCUACCAUUAAAAUAGUGCUGGUCAUUAAAUUUAAAUAAAGUGUUCUGCAAGCUGGGUGGUAAACAUCUCUCUAGUUCAUGUGAUGUGCUGUUUAUGCAUAUAACCAGCAUCAGAUUUAUCAUAAUAUAAAAUAGAAUAGAAUAAAACACACAGCCUCUUUUAUAACCAAUUUCCUCUCUGACAAAUGAAGGUAAUGUGGUACUAGAACUUCAGCCUGAGCUUGCCUUGAUGUUAUAUUCCUCGUUUACCUGAAAUAUGAACGGUUGUGUUUUUAUUAUUAAAGUCCUUCACCAGCUGUGGAAGCAAAGUACUAGGUAUAUAUUAAAGAAUAUACUGUAUGUUGCUGCAAAAAUGGGCCUGUUUGAGGAAUUGACACAGGAUGGUGAGAAUGCUGCAGUUCUACAUGUGGAAACACUAUGUUGGUGAGAGAGGUCAGGCUAGAAUGGACAGAAUGGUUUGAGUUUACAGGAAGGCUAUGGUAACUUAAAUAAACACUCUUACAACAUAGGUGAGCAGAAAAGUAUCUCAGAAUGCACAAACCUCGAGGCAGAUCCGCUGCAACAGCAGAAGAACCUAUCACGUUCCACUCCUGUCAGCCAAGAACAGAAACCUGAUUCUACAGUGGGCACAGAAUCACCCAAACUGGACAAACAGGAUACAACUGUUUUUAUUUAAAAUCCAUUAUAACAAAUAUGGCACAACCCAAACACUACAAAGAUCAUCCAGGUAAUAACAUUCCUGUGAUCAAGCAUACUGGUGGUAGCACCAUGCUCCACAGUUGCUUUUCGAGAGGACAUGGAAAUGUGGAUUGAGCCAAAUAUAAGCAAAUUGUUGGUGAGAACCUGUUCCUGUCAGCCAGACAUCUGCAAAAAAUAUAUGUUCCAACAGAACAAUGAGCCAAAGAAAAGGACAAAAACUAUAAAGGAGUGGCCCAGAUCUAAAAUAUAUUGAAAUAUGUGAAACUAUGUGGCAUGACUUGAAAAUUGAAAUUGUAAACUUUCUGGAGGUACUGCAUUACACAUUUGGACCCCCCUAAUGUCCAUACCAUGGUUACGUCCUUGCUUGGAUUUAUGAAUGUAACAUAAUAUAGUUUAGAAGUAAAUCCAGCAAAAAAUGCCCCUCCACCUAACCAAAAACUCCAACAACAAACCACUGCAAAAAAAAUAAAUGUCCUCUCACAUUCAACUGCUUUUAUUUCCAGCAAAUUUCUUAACAUGUGUAAAUAUUUGUAUUAAAAUAAAAACAUUCAACAACUGAGACAUUAACUGGAGAAGUUUCGCAGACAUUUGAGGAACAGAAAUGUUAUAAUGAGUCCCUGAACAAAUGGGGGGUAAAUAUUGAAAGUAACAGUCAGUAUGUGGUGGACUCCAGCUGCUUUAAGUACUACAGUGCAUCUCAUCCUCAUGGACUGCACCAGAUUUGUCAGUUCUUGCUGUGAGAUGUUCCUCCACUCUUCCACCAAGGCAUCUGCAAGUUCUCCAUCACGUCUCUUUGGGGGCGGGACGACACACGGUUACAUGUAAUUUUCCACUGCAAGGACGAUCAGCUGUCCUUCCUGUCUCCCUGUAGCACCGUCUUAAACGUCUUACAUUACAGACAUUGCAGUUUAGUGCUCUGGACACAUCUGCAGUCCUCAUGCCUCCCUACAGCAGGUCUAUGGCAUGUUCUCACAGGAGAACAGGAACCCUAGACAUCUUUCUCAUGGUGUUUUGCAGAGUCAGUAGAAAGGUCUCUUUAGUGUCCUAAGUUACUGACUGUAAUCAUCACCUGCCUGUAAACUGUUUGUGUCUAGCUUCAUGUGCAAUAAUUGUUUAUGGUUCAUGGAACAAGCAUGAAAAACAUCGUUUAAACCCUUUCCAAUAAAUAUCUGUAAAGCUUAUUUGAAUUUUACAAAAUUAUCUUUAAAAUACAGUCUCCUGAAAAAAGGAUGUUUCUAUUUUAGUUUUGAAUAAGUGUUUGAAUGGUCAUCUGGUGCCCCAUCCAGGGUGUAUUUCUGCCACACAGCCAGUGUUCCCAGAAUAGGCUCCAGUUCCAUCCAAUAGGCUUCCUGACCAGUAUAAAGCACUGAAGAUGGAUGGAUGGAUGAAUGAAUACUUUCUGUCUGUUGGGUAGCACUGAACAGACCCGUCACUGUUAUCACAUGGCUCCCCCACUGGGACAAUGUCUGGACCAUCUGAUAGUGAUAGUGUCAUAGAUAAGGACUUGGCAGUAGCAGGUGGGCUUCUUUAUUAGAAGAAAGCACUUUGUUACAAUUGAUGAAUUUCAGAAGACAAUUAGUGAAAAGCCAUGUGUGCUUAAGAGGUACUUAUAACCAGUAGUUAAUAAUGAUACUAUAAAACUUAAUUGAAGUAUAUAGAACGUUCCUCAAGCACCUUGUUUAUGAAAUUUAUAACCGGGAUAUAAAAAUGUACAAAAUGUUCCAAUUGCUCAGCCAUGAGACUUGAAGUGUCCAAAG